This is a messenger RNA of Cyprinus carpio (common carp), 5221 nucleotides long. RefSeq names its product ubiquitin carboxyl-terminal hydrolase 38-like. Gene Ontology annotation, biological process: ubiquitin-dependent protein catabolic process; protein deubiquitination. NCBI's taxonomy places the organism in Eukaryota, Metazoa, Chordata, Actinopteri, Cypriniformes, Cyprinidae. The record is from RefSeq and is a predicted model, not a curated record. Gene Ontology annotation, molecular function: cysteine-type endopeptidase activity; cysteine-type deubiquitinase activity. Gene Ontology annotation, cellular component: nucleus; cytosol.
CGAUUUAUGUGUCAGUGUGGCAACGUGAACGCAAGUGUGGGGUCCUGACAUCAUUUGCGCGCAUUCAGAUGACGUACAUGUGUUUUCACAGCUGAUUGAAAGAGGUCGCAGUUCACCAAACAGCUCUCAACGUUAAUCUUCUAAAAAUAUAUAUAUUUCGGCUUUUGAUGUGAUUUAUAUCCAGUUCUGUACCGAGACAUUUUCGGAAUGACGUAAUUCGUUACAGCUCCAUUGGCUUAGCUCACCUUUCCUGUGGUGCAAUACAGUCCAGCCAUGGAUAAGAUUUUGGAAGCGCUGGUCAGCUCCUCUCAUCCUCUGACUGUCAAACGGGCUAUUGUGAAAAAGGUCACGGAGGCUGCAGAAAAGGAAGUGACCGAGGAGCAGUGCCAGGCCUUGUACCAUCUCACCACCCGCCUUAUUCUCCUGGGUGAGGAUGCUUUUCAGCGACAGGUCGGCCUCCAAGUGCAAGAAGCGUACGCACGUUACCAUCGCGAUGAGUUUGCCCGCUUCUUCAGCAAGGAAUACGUGCUUGGUCUCCUACAGCAGGGCUAUGGCUCUUUGGACCGCAGAGACCCUGCCAUCUUGGACUUUCUGCACGGUUCCCUCCGACUGCUCAUCAGCUGCCCGGCUGUGUUGGAGAUGGCACCACUGCUACAGACGGAGGUCCUACGCAUCAUCUGUGAACGGCCAGAACCAGCGACUUGUGCCAAGCUGGCCACCAUACUGACGGACUUCCCUCAGUGCGUCCCUCGAGAGAAGGCUGGAGUUCUUUUCUGUCAGCAGCUUGUGCGCACCUUUGCGUAUUUCCACUGUCCUGCCACUGAAGAGCGGGAGUUGCGGGAGUAUGUGACCCAGGUGACCAGGGUGAGCGUGCUGCUGCAGGGCAUCUGGAAGGCCGAGCCGGCCACGCUGCUACCGUCACUGCAGGAGGUGUUUGCCAUCAUCUCAUCUACAGACCCUUCAUUUGAACCCUCCAUUGCUCUAGCAAGCCUGGUCCAGCACAUCCCUCUGCAAAUGAUCACAGUCCUCAUCAAAAGCCUCACCACUGACCAGAAUGUUAAAGAUGCCAGUAUGACACAAGCACUCUGCAGGAUGAUUGACUGGUUGUCCUGGCCUCUAGCCAAUCACGUGGACACUUGGGUCAUUGCUUUAUUAAAGGGACUUGCUGCUGUCCAAAAGUUCACCAUCCUCAUAGAUGUCACACUGCUCAAAAUUGAACAGGUCUUUAAUCGUCUUUGGUAUCCUAUUGUGAGACAGGGAGCGCUGGUGGUUCUUUCACAUAUGCUGCUUAGUUUCCAGCACUCUCCUGAAGCCUUCCACUUAGUGGUUCCUCAUAUAGUUCCACUUGUAAAGUCUUUGAAGAAUGAUGGCCUUCCCAACAGCAAAACCUUCCUGCUGCAAUUCGCAGAACUUGUCCACUGCAUGAUGUACCAGUAUUCCGGCUUCCCAGACCUUUAUGACAGCAUUCUUGAGUCCAUUAAAGAACUACCUAAACCUAAUGAGGAAAAGAUUAAAUUUGUUCUGAACCAAAGUGCCUGGACCUCUCAGUCAAAUUCAUUUGCCUCAGGCCUGCUUAAGAUCACUGGAAAAUCAGAAACGGGGAAGACGGGACUUGUGAAUCUGGGCAACACAUGCUACAUGAACAGCAUCAUCCAAAUUUUAUUUAUGGCUACAGAUUUCAGACGGCAUGUUAUGUCUCUUCAUUUGAAUGGCAGCAACACCCUCAUGAAGAAGCUCCAGCUUCUAUUUGCCUUCUUGGCCCACACACAGAGAGCAGCAUAUUCUCCAAGGAGUUUUUUGGAGGUUUCUCGGCCACCAUGGUUUACAGCUGGAUCCCAGCAAGACUGCUCAGAGUAUUUGCGCUUUCUGCUGGACAGGUUGCAUGAAGAAGAGAAGACUCUUUCAGCCCUUCAGGUGACCAGCUCCAAACCUGAACCUGCAACCACUUCUGCUGAAACUCUUCAAGCUGCUACAAGUCAGCCAGUUGCUGAUAUGCCAUCACAUCCAGCUCCUGUGGCAGUCAAGGGAGAUGGUCGCACUCUAGUGGAGCGUAUGUUUGGUGGUAGACUCUCUACAACCAUCCGCUGCCUGCAGUGCCACAGCCUGUCAGAAAAAGAGGAGCCAUUUACAGACCUCUCUCUUGCCUUCUGCCCCUCGAUGUCCAAGUGCCACGGUCCCACUGAUGAGCACAAAAGCUCCUCCUCAGUGGGACCCUGCCAAGGGGCGGUGAAUGGAGGCAGUGAAUCCUCAGAGGGCUCAGUAAAAGAAGGUGCAGGAACCGGGAUGGAGAGGCCGGUGGUGGAGCCCACUCUGUCUGUACCAGAUUUAGUUGACUAUUUCCUGGCUCCAGAAAUCCUAGAGAAUGAGAACUGCUACUUUUGUGAACGCUGCGCCUCACUGCAGAGGGCCAAGAAGGUCAUGCAAGUGGUGAUGGCACCUGAGUACCUCAUUCUGACUCUGCUGCGCUUCUCGUACGAUGCCACCUGCCACGUCCGUCGCAAGAUCCUGGACAAUGUAGGCAUUCCGCUGCAUAUGAGCCUACCUUUACGCCAACACGGUAUCUCCGCUUCAUCAUCUUUCUCAACUGCAGCUACAUCUUCCUCAUCUGACUCCCCCGACAGCGGUGAGAAUCUAGCUAAGAAGCUCAAGCCUUCUCAAAAGGAGGAUGGGAUGACGGAAAACAGAAGAAAUAGCGAGACAAAUGACAGCGAUUCGGAGAUGCUGUCAGUGCCGUAUGUUUUGAGUUCUGUUGUAGUGCAUUCUGGGAUGUCUUCCGAGAGCGGUCACUACUACUCGUAUGGAAGGAAUGCGAGUAGCACUGAUGGUUAUGUAGCUCACCCAUGUCCUAAGGACCUGGAAAGCUCCAGCCUAUCAGAGACCUCGACAGCCACACAGGAGGAAAUGGGAUCCGCUGGCAACAAAUCCAUGGACUGGUUCUUGUUUAAUGACAGCCGAGUGUCUUUUACAAACUUUGAAUCAUUGCAGAAUGUCACCAGUCGCUUCCCUAAGGACACAGCCUAUGUCCUGAUCUAUAGGAAACAAGAGGUCAGUGGACAACCAGGUAAUUCAGGGCCAGUUGUAAAUGGCUCAAGACUGAGUGGAGAGCCGCCCCUGCAGAAAGAGCUGAUGGAUGCCAUUACCAAAGACAACAAACUCUUCCUACAGGAGCAGGAGCUGAAUGCCAGAGCUCGGGCUCUUCAAGCAACCUCUGCUUCUUGCUCAUUCCGACCCAAUGGUUCUGAUGACAACGAGCCCCCUGGCAGCUGUGGACCCUCAGGUGGGGGUGGAGGAGGGGGCUUCAAUACCAUCAGUAGACUCGUCUUCUAAGGAAGAGUCACAGACAUACCCUCAGAGCACUGGACAAGUCCCACUGACAACACCAGACUCCAUUUGUUAUGCCCCCUCAUUGCCCACAAUGUGGAUAAGUGUGUCACCUCAGAACAGAUGGAUUAAUUUUUCUGGUUUGUGUGCUUUUUCCCAUUUACACUGACAUUCAUUUGAAAUUAACUGAAGCACUUAAGUACUAUAGGUCAGAAAUGGGCAUGCAAUAAAUUUGUACAGAAUACAGUAAUAAUUGCGUUCUCAUCCUGGAAUCUUAAUCGUUUCAUUUUCUAAACAGAAAUCAUUAGACAGAGAAUGGUUUUAAAAAUUAAAGCAAAUAUUUUUGGACCAUACUACUUGCAUGAAUAUUUUAAUUGAAUGUUUUUCAACUUCUAGUUUGAGGAUUACAGUUAUAUGUUAUAUGUUUUGUCAAUUAUUUAAUUACAAUUAAGUUAUUUUAUUCAUUCAGGGAAUACUUUUUUUUUGACUUAACAUAAAUUUUUUUUUUUUUUUUUUGGAUUUUAUGUGCCUUUAAAAUACUUCAGAUUUUACACAAUUAUUGGACUAGCUACACAAUAAACACCGUGCUCUUGCUGUACAGUGUUAAUAUGUAAUGAUUAUGUUUUUGCUCUAUAGCAAAGACUCUUCAUCACUUAACAUGGUCUAAUUUUAUUAUUUAAAAUGCAUGUUAAGAUUCUGUGUCAUUUACUGGUUAAAAGAUUUGAGAAGACUGUGCAUAUUUUAUUUCAAGGUUAGAGAUGUAAUUUCAGUAUGAAAGCUCAGUGUUAUAUAAAAAAGUGUUCAGUUACAAGAAGACACACAACAUUUGAUUUUAUUAAUAUUAAAAAACAUUUUGUUUCAGCUUUCAGCACAUUUUAUUUCUAUUUCUCACUUUAGUUUAAGUAAAACUUAAAAACUAUAUAGACAUUUGAAUAAUGACAAAAACAUCAAAAACUACUACAGCUUUAAAAUUAAAAUAUAAACAAAUUAUAUUAAUAUAUUGAACUUAUACUGAACUUCAAAGCAACAAUUAUAACAAGUGUUAUUCCUGUGAAUAUUCUGCUCAUGACAUGCUCUAAGACAAUAAUCAAGCUGAGGUCUGUUUUGACUGUCAGAGCAUGAGACCUUUGUUAGUCACCUUGUGGUUAUCAAUCCAUAAGUCCACCCCCAACAUCCCAGUGUCCUCACUUUGAACCACUGCACUCCUGUCCUUCGGUGAACCCUGACUCAAUGCUCUGCUUUUCAGCACGAAGUCCUGAUAAAAUCAGUACGGCAUCAUUGUUGUGGUGCAUUAGCUGAGAAUAGACACUUAAGGCUGUGGUGAAGCACUCCUUAGAUGCACAUUUCUUAAUUGAAGAACUAAUACAUGUGGCAAAGUCGGCUUUGUGGUUUUUAAAUGUGGGCACCUUUAGUUCUUCAUUCCCUCCAGAGCAUUAGCUUUAUAUCAUGUUGGGCGCUGCAGCGUUGCAAUCACUCACACAGUCUCUAAAACCAUUUGGUAAAAUCAAUGACUCUCAAUUAUUCAACAACUGAGAUCUACACAUGUCUUUGCUACAGUUUAGGCCACUCCCACUGACAAUUUAUUCUGUGACAUAGAAAUUGUUAUAAUAUUGUUGUAGUACUGUAAUAAUGAUUUAAAUAGCCACUUAUAUCAUCUUCAGGUUUUUAGAUCAAUAAUCAAAGAAAACAACCAAGGUGUUGGUUGUGAAUUAUAUCAUAGACAAAAGUACUUAAUAUAAAUUAUAGGCUACAUCAAAUAUCACUCUGAGUUGCAUGCUGUCAUUAUAAAGUCUCAUAAAGUCUUCAUUUUGUGUUUGAUUUAUAAAAUUUUACCAUUUGAUGAAUACGUUUAGCAACAGACUUUUGUAAUUGAAUCUGAUAAGACCAUUUCUCUGAAAAA